CCACUAGCCAUGUACAGCUCGAGUACAGUAAAGCUGCAGGAUCUCGUUCCUGCGGACUUGGUGCGCCGUAAGUACGUCGGGGAGACAUACUACUCCACCUACAACCCGGAGCACCGAUGGUACUAUCUCUCGGGCCAGAAACCUAAAGAGGUAACGAUGCUCAAGAUUCACGACACCGACAAAGAUGCCGCUGUGCGAUGUAACUUACAUAGUUCAUUCCAGCCUCUCGGAUUUGGGGAUAAAGAUGGCAGGGAGAGCGUGGAAGUACGAGCAUUGAUGUUCGACUCUGUAGAGUGA
Trichoderma atroviride IMI 206040 is the source of this 297-nucleotide messenger RNA. The record is from RefSeq and is a predicted model, not a curated record. NCBI's taxonomy places the organism in Eukaryota, Fungi, Ascomycota, Sordariomycetes, Hypocreales, Hypocreaceae.